GAAAAUUAAUCAAAGAACUACUCCCGAGACCCUUACAUAUAAUAUACUGUCAUUAAUUUUCGUCCAUUACAGAUCGAGCAAAAGAAAAUGGUGGUUUCCGGAGGAGAACACGACGGUAUUAUUAAUGAUGUUCAUCACGAUUGCUUCAAAGUAAAAGUAAGCCAGACAGUGGUGGUGGCCGCGGCUCUGCCGAUGCAAGACCACUGGCUUCCCUUGUCGAACCUCGACCUGCUUUUGCCGGCGGUCGACGUGGGGGUCUUGUUUUGCUACAGCAACAUUACCAGCGGUAGUCCCACAUCGACAACGACUGACAGUUUUGGGGCCAAGGUUUGGGUUCUUAAGAAGGCUCUGGCACAAGCCUUGGUCACCUUCUACGCCUUCUCUGGAGAGCUCGUCAAGAACGCCGAGGGAGAGCCCGAGUUGUUAUGCAACAACGGCGGCGUCGACUAUGCUGUAGCCUACGCCGACGUUGAGCUCUCUCAACUCGAUUUGUACAACCCCGACGACUCCUUCGAGGGCAAACUGGUUCCCGGUAAGAAGCGCGGCGUUCUGGCGGUCCAGGUUACUGAGCUCAAGUGUGGUGGCAUAGUGGUAGCAUGCACAUUCGACCACCGUAUUGCCGACGCGUAUUCUGCUAAUAUGUUCCUUAUCUCAUGGGCUCACAUAGCUCAAUCCAAACACUUCUCCCUCCGACCCUCUUUCCGCCGCUCUCUCCUCAACCCUCGCCGCCACGCGAGCCGCUACAUCGACUCGUCUCUUGACGACAUGUACGUUCCCGUCACCGCUCUCCCGCCUCCUCCUCCUUCCACCGCGUCAGCCGUCGAUCAGCUCAUCAGCCGAGUAUACUACGUCAAGGCGGAGCAGCUGGAGUGGCUCCAAGCUCAAGCUGAUACCGGAAACCGACUCAAGCGGCCAACAAAGCUUGAAUCUUUUAGCGCAUUCCUUUGGAAGAUGGUGGCCAAAUGCGCCGCCUCGGAACACCCCGAAAAGAUUUGCAAGAUGGGAUUGGUGGUGGACGGACGGCGGCGUCUAGGUCGGACGAAGGCGGCUGCGGAGGAGAUGGAUUGCUACUUCGGAAACGUUCUUUCGAUUCCGUUUGGAGGGAAGAGAGUGGAAGAGCUGGUUGAUGAGCCGCUUAGUUGGGUGGCCGGAGAAGUGCGCGAGUUUCUAGGAAUGGCUGUGACGGAGGAGCAUUUCUUAGGUCUGAUAGACUGGGUGGAGGCUCACCGACCUGUGCCGGGACUGGCAAAGAUAUACUGCCAGGGAAGUGAAGACGGGCCGGCGUUUGUGGUGUCGUCCGGACAGCGUUUUCCGGUGACGGAGAUUGAUUUUGGGUGGGGUGAACCGGUUUUCGGGUCGUACCAUUUCCCUUGGGGCGGAGACUCCGGGUACGUGAUGCCGAUGCCGAGCACCGCCGGGAACGGUGAUUGGGUGGUUUACAUGCAUCUGCAGAAGAAGCAAAUCCAAGUGAUAGAGGAGGAGGCUGCUCAUGUUUUUAGGCCCUUCAAAUUUGAUUACGUUCUUAAUAACAAUGACAAGUUAAUAAUUAACAAUAAUAAUUAAUAUAUUAUGCCGUUUUGUUCUUAUUAAAUAAACAAAAUGAUUAUAGGUGAGGAUCAAUUUCUAGUACUUGAUGAUUUGUAUAAAUUAUUGAAAUUGAUAAUAUAUAUAUAUAGCCUGUCAUGUGUUGUUA
Humulus lupulus (European hop) is the source of this 1693-nucleotide messenger RNA. RefSeq names its product coniferyl alcohol acyltransferase. Bases 88 to 1563 code for a protein of 491 amino acids. The transcript is spliced from 2 exons. The record is from RefSeq and is a predicted model, not a curated record. Gene Ontology annotation, molecular function: acyltransferase activity, transferring groups other than amino-acyl groups. Lineage: Eukaryota; Viridiplantae; Streptophyta; Magnoliopsida; Rosales; Cannabaceae.